UAUAUUUGAAUCUCUCUCUCAGUGUGUGUGAGAGAGACAAAAAGAACCGGAGAAAAAUGGUAGGACCAUCAAGGCCUCAAAUAGUUCUGUUUGGUUCUUCCAUUGUUCAACUCAGUUAUCUCAAAGAAGGUUGGGGGGCUAUUCUUUCUCACCUGUAUUCUCGCAAGGCGGAUAUAGUUCUGCGAGGAUACUCUGGUUGGAAUACAAGGCGUGCUGUGCAGGUUCUGGAUACAAUUUUUCCCAAGAAUGCCACCGAGCAACCGUCGUUGAUAAUUGUGUACUUUGGCGGUAAUGAUUCUGUUCUUUCACAUCCUAGUGGCCUUGGUCAACAUGUACCUCUCCAAGAAUACAUUGAAAAUACGAAGAAGAUUGCAAACCAUCUCAAGAGUCUGUCGAAGAAGACCCGCCUUAUAUUUCUCACUGCUCCGCCUUGCAAUGAAGUGCAAAUUUAUGGAAACAGUUGUAUACAGAGACCACCAAGGAAUAACGAAUCGUGCAGAAUAUAUUCAGAAGCGUGUCUGGAGCUAUGCCGCGAGAUGAAUAUCAAGGCCAUUGAUCUGUGGUCUGCAAUCCAAAAAAGGAAUGACUGGCGAGAUGUUUGCUUCACGGAUGGAAUUCAUUUGACACAUGAGGGUAGCAAGAUAGUGGUAAAAGAGAUACUUAAUACACUCAAAGAAGCAGAUUGGGAACCUUGCUUGCAUUGGAAGUCACUGCCAAAUGAAUUUGGAGAAGAUUCACCUUAUGACCCACUUGGGCCAGAUGAAAAAACCAUGAAUGUUGCCAGCUUGACUUUCAUGGAAACUAUGGAAUAUGACUGAUGUCCAUCUGGGAGCUAAAUACAUACAUGCCACAAAUCAUUGAUCAUUAGGCCACAACCACAAAUAACAGGAAUUUAGAACUGUCUAAUUAAAGAAAAAUUAUGUUCUUAGUUCCUAUCUCAGGUUUGUCACCAUGCGAGUUGUAAGACCUCUUCGGACUAUAUUUGGUUAUGUAAAUCGUUUCAUAAGAUUUCGUGAUUUUAUGGUUUUAUGUCUUUAGUGAACGUUUUAUGGAUUUGUCCUUAUUUUCUCUUCAUAAUUUCAAUAGAGAUUGUUAAUCUAUGCAAUAAAAUUGAGACUCACGAGAGUUAUA
Messenger RNA from Vicia villosa (hairy vetch), 1131 nucleotides. RefSeq names its product GDSL esterase/lipase WDL1-like. The record is from RefSeq and is a predicted model, not a curated record. Bases 57 to 818 code for a protein of 253 amino acids. The transcript is spliced from 6 exons. NCBI's taxonomy places the organism in Eukaryota, Viridiplantae, Streptophyta, Magnoliopsida, Fabales, Fabaceae.